This is a messenger RNA of Ogataea philodendri, 2379 nucleotides long. RefSeq lists its product as uncharacterized. The record is from RefSeq and is a predicted model, not a curated record. Lineage: Eukaryota; Fungi; Ascomycota; Pichiomycetes; Pichiales; Pichiaceae. The coding region runs from base 1 to 2379 and encodes 792 amino acids. The transcript has 3 exons.
AUGGCGGUGCUUGAAGUAUUGGGUCAGGGUAUCGACGACAGACUUCUCCAAGUCAAUGAAGUCGUAUCCGCCAAUUGGAUCAACCACCGCAGAAAGGUCGUACUGAACGUGCUCCUUAGGAGCCUCUCCAAGAUCAAGAACCUUGUCAGCGUAUUGAGGGAAAUGCUUUUUCACGAUCUUGUUGACCACAGGAGCUUGGAACAGGUCGCCAACAACAAGGUUUCUUUGAUUUCUGUUGGCUUCCUUCAGGAGAGGAAUCACGUGGAACUCGGCAACGUCUCUGACGUCGACCGCAAGCAUGUUCAACUGUGCAACUGGAGAGUCCUUGGACUUGAGUCUUGGGAUGUCCAGCAAGUACUGGUUGGAAGUGUUGAGAGUUUCAGAGACAGUGUAGUCAAACAGCUGAGGACCAAGAACAAAUGGUGGAUUGACAGUAGACAAACUGAAGUUUGGUUUUUCGUUCUUGACAAAGUCUCUGGCAGCUUUCUCGGCCAGCUUCUUCGAGGCCACGUAGGCAAGGUUCUCGUUGGUGACGUCCUUCCACUCGAUUGGGUUCCAGGUGUCAGCCGUGUGAACUUCGGUGAAGACAACCUCUGCAGGGAGUCUGACUGCGGCAAACGACGAGGUGACAACAAAGUGGGUCACCUGAGGAGCAUACUUCUUGGUGGCCUUGAGGAUGUUGAGAGUACCGUUGACGGCUGGAUGGAGAUAAGCUUCCUCGAACGAUUUGUUCAGACCAAACGAGAAAGGCGAGGCGGUGUGAAGAACCUUGGUGAUUUCCGGGUGUGCCUUCAAAACCUCGUCGAAAGCGUCGUCAGUGCUGAUGUCUGGGACAAUUUCGAAGGACAACUUUCCAUCAGGGUACUUCUUCUGGAACUCCUUAAGCAGAGGCGCAUACUUGGCCUCAGAACGGGCAGUUCCGAUCACAGUAAAGUUGUGGGAGAGCAAUUUGUCAACAACAUGUUGAGCAAUGAAUCCAGUGGCGCCAGUCUCGGCGAUGACCUUGACCAUAAGGUCAGCGUCAGUCUUGGUGAAUCCGAAAGCUGGAGCCAUGGUCAAGUGAGCUCCGUUCAUGACGAGCUUAUCGUCAACGUACUCGUAGCCGUUGGUUCCUGGGAUGCACAUGAAGUGGAUACCCUUGGCGAACGUUUUUUGGUUAAGCACCUCGUGCAUCUUCAAUUCUGGAGCAAACGACUCCUUGGUGGCCUUGUCCUUGACCAACUCAACGGAAAUGAAGUUACCAGCACCUCUGACAUCUCCAGCAACCUUCGAGUCCUUCAAAGCAGCUUUCAAAGCAGCCUUGGUGUAGGCACCAACCUCUCUGACGUUCUCAAUGAGGUUGUCUCUGUAGAUCUUCUUUUGCACAGCAAGUCCAACGCUACAGUUGAGGUAGUGAGAGUGGUAGGUCUGGUAGCCCAUAACGACACCAGAACCUUCUCUGAUGGCAUUGACCACCUUUGGAGCAACCAUCACACCCGAAAGAGGCACAAUUCCGGCUCCGACGGUCUUACCGAAGGUCAAAAGGUCUGGUCCACCGGCGGUGAGUCCGAACUCUGGGUCCAUGAAGGUGAAUGGGUAGCCGCAUCUUCCCAAUCCACACAUGACCUCAUCCAGAAUCAAAAGAGCACCGUACUUGUCACACAGAGCCUUGACACCGUCCAGGUAUCCUUUUGGAGGAACAGAGUUACCAAUGGAAGAUCCGCUGACAGUUUCCAAGAUGACGGCAGCAACCUCAUCCUGACCGGUGGAGACAAUGGUCUCCUCCAAGUUGUCCAAGAGCUUCUUACAGUACUGCUCCUCGGUCAAGUCACCUUGAUCUCUGUAUGGCAUAAGUCUGGAGAUCUUUGGAACUUGGUCGUCAGAAAGAAGCAUCUUCUUGAGCAAUGGCUUCAUUGGGUUGUCUCCGAUAGAAAGAGCACCGACCAGGUAUCCGUGGUAGGCGUUGACUCUGGAGAUGAACUUGUAUCUCUUUCUGUCACCCUUCUCGAUGUGGUAUUGCAUGGCAUAUCUCAUGGCUUGUUCGUUAGCCUCGGAACCAGAGCAGACGUACAUGGCAGAGCUGAAGGCUCCCUCAGACUUGGAGCACAUGAACUCGGCAAGCUCCUCGGCAGCAGUGUUGGAGAAGUUGGCACAGAAAGUGUAGGCAGACUGCUUGGCGAAGUCGUUCAUCUGGGAAAGAAUCUCGGUGUCGCCGUGUUUCAAAGAACACACAGCAGCUCCAGAGAUAGCGUCGUAGAUCUCUCUCUUCUCGCCGGUGACUGGGUCCUUAAGGACAAGCCAUUGACCGUCCUUGGCGGUUCCGACACACUCGAGUUGUUUGUCAGCCACUUUGGCUUGGAAAAGGUAUGGUUGGUUCUUGGUCUCGACAGUCAUAAUUAG